UUUUCGAGUUUGCGAAUCAGUGGCUGAAGGAGCACGAAUUUCUCCCCUCGUGCGGGAAGAUGCAGAAGGGGAGAAUCUUGUUUGUGGAACUCCUUUAUGCACUGCAAAAGUAUCGUACUCGUAAAAAUGCAUUACAAAUUUCCUCAGAAUGAGAAAUAAAAUUUGUAAUGCGGAUUUGACUUAACAAAAAGAUUUGCAAUGCAUGAUUGCAAUACGAGUGCGAUACUUUUGCACAGGAUAUCCUUUUGCAGGACGUGAGUGAGGAUUUCGCCUUGGUGAACAAGCUGUACUAUCCUCAGCACAAACGUCUCCACCCCAGAGUUGUCAUGCAAAUGUGCAAUGGCGGGAACAUUUGUAAUGCGCAUCUCCAUGAGAGGCAUUUCCAGUCGUGUUUUGGUAUUUGUCACGCUGUAAGCACGAUCAGAAACUGGCCUUCUCAUGCGGCUCCCCGUGCUAACAAGCACUGCACUGCAGAUGGAAACUUGUCAUGCACAAUUUCCAAAACUUGGAGAUCUGUGUUGCAGAUUUACCAACGUGGCUCUGGUGUGGGGACGUUUUUGCUCAGGAUAUGUACAGCCAGAAAUUCCUCCCUCUCAACAUUGUCAAUUCGAACAACAAUUCCGCCGGGCGCGGGCCCCCGGCCCGGGUCUGUGUCGAGGCGGACCUGCCGGCGGGGGUGCGAGUGAGACUGCGGUUUUUCGGCUGUGUGACGCAUUCCUCGGCAGAAACGGACUGGAAUCUGAGGUCCAUGGGAUCAUCAUCGGGGAUGUUCUUGGGAGGAUUCUGUAGUAGCAGUUCAUCUGCACCGGUGUCCUCUACUUUUUCGGGCAUGGCAGCAGGCAAAAAUAGUUUCUCUACUACGACCAUCACCGGCUGGCCUGGG
This is a messenger RNA of Amoebophrya sp. A120, 883 nucleotides long. Lineage: Eukaryota; Dinophyceae; Syndiniales; Amoebophryaceae. The record is from the annotation of a GenBank genome assembly.